Messenger RNA from Nilaparvata lugens (brown planthopper), 912 nucleotides. RefSeq lists its product as uncharacterized. Gene Ontology annotation, biological process: sterol biosynthetic process. The transcript is spliced from 5 exons. The coding region runs from base 478 to 774 and encodes 98 amino acids. The record is from RefSeq and is a predicted model, not a curated record. Gene Ontology annotation, molecular function: iron ion binding; C-4 methylsterol oxidase activity. Lineage: Eukaryota; Metazoa; Arthropoda; Insecta; Hemiptera; Delphacidae.
AAAUUGGUUCGUUUAUUUCUAAACACUGUUUGAAAAUGUCUUUGUUUUAAUUUCAGUAUUAUUGGAACUAUACUGGGCCAGAAUUGGCAAAGGGCCCUACUGGCCAUGCCAGAUAGUUCGAGACGAGAAUGAGAGAUUUUACAAGCGAAAAAUUUGCUCCAACGGUGUCAUCAGAGUUUCACUGUAUGUGCGGUGGUUGGGGGAUGGGAGGCAUUCCUGGGUGGGCCUCUCUUAUUUGGUGCCCUUUGAGAGGGCACCAACCCCCCAACAGACACCGUACACAAUGUUAAAGGACUAUGUCAUAACUAAUUGCAAAACAAAAGACAACUUGAAGGCAUGUAAGGUGCCAAGGAGGCUGGUGGCCAAAGUGGACGCAGCAGUGGAGUUGGCUAUGGAGAUGCAGGAUGUUUUUAUCUGAGUGAGUAAGAGAAAAAAAUAAUUGUGAGGAGUACUCUGGAGAGAAGGGUACAGUGUCUGAUGGGUGAUGGUGAUUGGUUCCGUGGUGUUGAACCAGAUAGUGGUGGGACUUGCGGUGUCCUACCUGAGCGUCCUGAUGUGUGGCAUCGGUGUCCUGAUGGCGUGGCGUGGCUUCUCUCCCCUCCGCCAACUGCCCACCUUCCACUGGGUGUGCGCCGAGUUGGCGCUCCACAUAACUCUCACAGCACAUUCACAAGCAGCACCACGAGUGGACGGCUCCAAUCUCAGUUACCGCCAUCUACUGUCAUCCCAUCGAGCACACAUUCAGCAAUCUGUUGCCGCCCUUCCUCGGGGUAAGCUCCAGCAUAGAUACACAACAUAUCCCAUGGUGUUGUGUAUCAAGUUCAGAUGAUACUGUAUCAUGUGUAGUGAUACUGUAUCAUUCAUGGUGAUACCAUACAGAAAACAUAGCAUAAGAAGAUAUCCCAUGGUGUU